Messenger RNA from Schistosoma haematobium, 3217 nucleotides. RefSeq names its product Cytochrome P450 2E1 (gene CYP2E1). Gene Ontology annotation, molecular function: heme binding; iron ion binding; oxidoreductase activity, acting on paired donors, with incorporation or reduction of molecular oxygen. Bases 209 to 895 code for a protein of 228 amino acids. NCBI's taxonomy places the organism in Eukaryota, Metazoa, Platyhelminthes, Trematoda, Strigeidida, Schistosomatidae. The transcript has 7 exons. The record is from RefSeq and is a predicted model, not a curated record.
CGUUGGAUUGUCCUUGAUCUUGACGAGGAUCGAUGAUUUGUUCGAUGAUCAAUGACACAACUGCAGGGUGAUUUGGUUAGGGCUCAGUUGAAUUUCGGUGGUCCUACGCAGUAAAGAGGUUCUCACUAUUCUGAGUAUGAAUAGAAUCUCGUGGUCCUAAAUCUGACUUCAGACUAUUUUCAAUUCAUUUUGUGAAUAAAUCAUAUCCAUGUGGACAAUUCUGUUUUCGACUAUAGCUUUAAUGCUUAGCAUUAUUAUCAUCUAUCUGUUGUACAUCAAAAGCUCAACAAAAUUACCACCUGGGCCAAUCAGUUGGCCUUUAAUUGGAUAUAUAUCUUGUUUAGGUACUGAUGCUUUUCGUAAAAUUCAGCAGUUAAAUAAGAUUUAUGGUGAUAUUGUGUCAUUUCAAGUUUUGGGAAAAACAAUAAUCAUAUUGUAUAACUAUGAUUUAAUAAACGAAGCAGCAAAUGAGAAUCGUUCGAAAGUUGGACGAUAUACAAUGACUGUAAAUGAUUUAUUGGCAGAAAAUUCAGGUAUUUCAAAUUACGACACACCAAAGGCACUGGAAAUGAGAAGAGCUCUUUUACGUCUUAUACAUAAUAAUAUAAAAACAGCCGAAGAACACGAAGGUACUAAAUUGCACCCAAUUAUAUUGCAGAAUAUAAUCAACGCUCAAAUAAAUGAAUUGAUUCGACAGUUGAGAAUAAGACAAGGAAAACCUGUCAAUAUUUUACAAUUGGUGAGAUGCACAGUUUGGAGAAUUAUUUGGAACUUAGUUUUUGGAAAAGAGUGUCAGUUAACCGACAAACAAAUUUCAAAUACUCUAGAUGAUAUCUCAUCGAAUAAUUUACAAAAUCAACUUUUUCAAACAAGACAACUAUUGCCUAGAUUUUGAUAAGUUCCAUGUUCAUUCUACUUCAUGUUUUAAAUUUUAAACUUAAUGCACAUGAAAAAUUGUCUAAAAAUGAAAAUGAACCUUAAAUUGUAACACUUUCUAGUCAACAUGAUAAUAGUGCAGGAUCUAUUAAGAAUAUAGUUCUUUCCAAAAAACUAAACUUCAUAUCACCAGAGACCCUAAAUGCUCUAGUACGGCCGAGGGUGGGGAGAUUCCGCUCUCCCUCUCGAAAUGCUCUUACAUGGUCACGUGCAUACAACCACUGACAGGGAAGUCCUGUUCACUGCCUUCCCGCGGCAUUACUGUUGUUUAAGAAAUUGAGAGGACAGAAAGUGAAUGCCUGACGCUUUAACCAGGUUGGUGGAUACUGAGAGUUCACCUAGGGGAUUUGGAUAACCCUGAUUCCAAACCAAUGGUGCACAUGGUCUCCAGUAUCCUGAAGGAACAAAUGGCGUGUGAAACAAUUAUUGGUCACCGGCUACCAUGGGACUGCAUCUCGUGACGUUGCUCCACUGCCUUGUGGAUAAGACCUUUAUGGGCAAGGGUCCGGAUGUGGGUCCCUAAUAAAACCACCUACUUUAGUCUGGGCACUCAGACAGUAUCUCAGCCCACUCGCAAAUCAAAUGAGAUUUGUGUGGCGCAUAUGUAUUCGGUGCCCAUUCGUACCAAUAUUUAUGCGUUCAAAUAAUAAUAGAUCAAUAAAAGAAAUUAAGCGAAUGAUGAGCAAGAGAAUGGAAAUAUCGACUUCAUAAGAAUGACAAAUAUGAAAAAUAUAUUUUAAAAAAAAUUCGAUAAAAAUAAUUAGUAUGAAAUAUUAAAAAAUAACAGUCUUAAAGAAAAUAAAUGACCAGAAUAUCUACUUCACUGAUAUAGAUUAUUGGCCGAACCAUUUAAUAUCUGUAAUUAGUGUACAGGUGGUCGAAAUAAAUAAGCCUGUACAUUUAAAGAUUUACUUAAUCGAAUGGUCAAUAACUUUAAUCACUAAGCUUCUAUGUAGUAAAAAUUGAUUUUCUCCUUUAAAUUUAAUGAAAAGUAACAAGAAAUAGUUUCGUGGAUUGCUUGAAUUUAGACAUUAACACCGUUGGGUGCAGGCUCAGUGAUCUAGAGGUUAAGCGUUCGUGCGGGAGACCGAAGGUUCUGGGUCCGAAUCCAGAGUGUGGGAUCGUGGAUGCGCGUUGCUGAGGUGUCCCAUACUAGGAUGAGACGGCCGUUCAGUGCUUCCAGGUUUUCAGUGGUAGUCUAACAUUCAUCGAUAACGUCUAGAUAGUAUAGUGAGCUAGGAAUUAAACGUAUACUAGACAUUCUACAAGUGGCGACUGAAUGCCGUUUAACUACAUUACAUUACUAUUUACUUUAAAAUAUUUAAAAGUAAUCAUUUUUGCUUUGCAUACCAAUUCUUUACUUCAGUGUGAACAUUUUUAGACAUUCUCAAUUCGCUAGAAAAUUAUUCGACAUUGAAGAGAUAUUACAGAAACACAAGACCGUACGACAGUUAAUUGAUAGCAAUGUCGGUGACAUAUAUAAUUCGGACUCAUUAUUGUGUCAAUUAAUCAAUGAUUCAAAAUUGAAUUUAAAUAAAAAUGAUAUUUCACGUCUUUCAUUUGAAUUAAUGGCUGCUGGUACUGAUACUACGUCUUUAACAUUAACAUGGGCAUGUGAUUAUCUAACAAGAGCUCCACCGAAAGAAUCAUUUAAACUAAGCUCAGAUGUUAUUGAUAUGAUUCAUCGUUGGGCUAGUGUAGUUCCUCUGUCAUUACCUCAUAUAGCACGUGAAUCUUUUAAGCUCAAAAAUUAUUAUAUACCGAAAUCAUCAAUCUUAAUAUAUAAUCUUUAUGCUGUACAUAAUAGUCAGUUAAAAAAAUUGAUUAAUACUGAACAAAAAUCGGAUGAAAUCCAAGAAAGUGAUAAGCCAAUACCAUUUUCACUUGGUUCUAGAUCAUGUCCUGGUGCUCGUAUAGCUACUAUACUAAUUGAACAAAUUUUAACAGCUAUUAAUCAAGAAUUUCUUAUUCAAAAUAUUACUCAAUCACCAUUUCAAACAAUUCGUCCAGGAAAUCAAGAAAGUUUAACACCUUUUGGAAUUACACGUACUCCACAUAAAUCUAUGUAUAUAUUUGUUACAAAAUUAAAUGGAAGCAGAAGAACAAGUAUUUAAUAAAUAAGAUUUUAAUUAAAUUAUAUCGAAAGAUUAUUUUAAAUUAAUUAUAAUAAUGAACUGAUAAAAUUGUGAAGUAAAUAUGAUUUUCUUAAGUUAACUCUAUUGAUAUUAAUAAUUUGUUCUUUUAUUAAUACUACUUAAUUAUUUAUUUAUAGCAAUGGAAA